This is a messenger RNA of Setaria italica (foxtail millet), 1767 nucleotides long. RefSeq names its product gibberellin 3-beta-dioxygenase 2-2. The record is from RefSeq and is a predicted model, not a curated record. The transcript has 3 exons. NCBI's taxonomy places the organism in Eukaryota, Viridiplantae, Streptophyta, Magnoliopsida, Poales, Poaceae. Gene Ontology annotation, molecular function: gibberellin 3-beta-dioxygenase activity. The coding region runs from base 160 to 1308 and encodes 382 amino acids. Gene Ontology annotation, biological process: gibberellin biosynthetic process; response to light stimulus.
CCACUAGUGCAAGGUCCUAGAUUUACACUUGGUGCUUGCUUGUUUCUUCCUAGUUGCUACUGGUAGCACGCAGUGGCUGGCUGGCCGUAAUCUAUUGUCUGGGCUCGAUCGGUGAUUAGGAAGUAGCCAAAGCAAGCUAAGGCCGCCGCCGCCGCCGCCAUGCCGACGCCGUCGCACCUCAAGAACCCGCUCUACUUCGACUUCCGCGCCGCGCGGCGGGUGCCGGAGUCCCACGCCUGGCCGGGGCUCGACGACCACCCCGUGGUGGACGGCGGCGGCGCGCCGGGGUCCCCGGACGCCGUGCCGGUGGUGGACCUGCGCGAGCCGGGCGCCGCGGCGGUGGCCCGCGUGGCGCGCGCCGCCGAGCAGUGGGGCGCGUUCCUGCUCACCGGCCACGGCGUCCCCGCGGAGCUCCUGGCGCGCGUCGAGGACCGCGUCGCGUGCAUGUUCGCGCUGCCGGCCGCCGACAAGAUGCGCGCCGUGCGCGGGCCGGGGGACGCCUGCGGCUACGGCUCGCCGCCCAUCUCCUCCUUCUUCUCCAAGUGCAUGUGGUCCGAGGGCUACACCUUCUCGCCGGCCUCCCUCCGCCGCGACCUCCGCAAGCUCUGGCCCAAGGCCGGCGACGACUACGACAGCUUCUGUGACGUGAUGGAGGAGUUCCACAAGGAGAUGCGCGCCCUCGCCGACAGGCUCCUGGAGCUGUUCCUCAGGGCGCUCGGGCUCACCGGCGAGCAGGUCGGCGCCGUCGAGGCGGAGCGGAGGAUCGGCGAGACGAUGACCGCCACCAUGCACCUCAACUGGUAUCCGAGGUGCCCGGACCCGCGGCGCGCGCUGGGGCUGAUCGCGCACACGGACUCGGGCUUCUUCACCUUCGUGCUGCAGAGCCUCGUGCCGGGGCUGCAGCUGUUCCGGCACGGCCCCAACCGGUGGGUGGCGGUGCCGGCCGUGCCGGGCGCCUUCGUCGUCAACGUCGGCGACCUCUUCCACAUCCUCACGAACGGCCGCUUCCACAGCGUGUACCACCGCGCCGUCGUCAACCGGGACCUCGACCGGAUAUCGCUCGGCUACUUCCUCGGCCCGCCGCCCCACGCCAAGGUGGCGCCGCUCCGGGAGGUCGUGCCGCCGGGCCGGGCCCCCGCCUACCGCGCCGUCACGUGGCCCGAGUACAUGGGCGUCCGCAAGAAGGCCUUCACCACCGGCGCCUCCGCGCUCAAGAUGGUCGCCGCCGCCGCCGCCGCCACCGAAUCCGACGACACCGACGCAGCCGCCGCCGCCGUUCACCAGCCGCCGGUCGUCGUCUCAUCGUAGCCGAUCGAUCGCCGGAAACACAGACGAUGCAUACCGUACCCCGAGCAAUCUAAUCAAAACAAGGCAUCCAUUCUCGCGCGCAUGCAGCGGCCAGCCGGGCUUCCGCAGCUGCUCGGCCUCCUCUGCUGGCUGUGGAAAUGGAAAAUUUUAAUCUGAGAUGAAGACGAAGACGAAGACGAAACGGAGAGGAAAAGGACAUGCUGUAGCUGUUUCUUCUAGUUGCGCAGGCCGCUCCCAGUCGAGUUUGUCGUUACUGACGAUUAUUACUCUGAUGAAAACUAAUCUGAAUUAAUGCAUGUAGUUUGGCAAUUUGGUACUAAAGGUAGGCACCUAGCCAGGCUGGUCAAUGAUAGGUCUAUAACCUGAUCCUGUUCUCUGUUGUUUUCCUUUGUCUGAGAAAAAAUGGAAAUAAUUGAUCCGGCCGGACGGGUGUACUGAUAGGUGAUGCUGAAUUGCUGA